Schistocerca gregaria is the source of this 3761-nucleotide messenger RNA. RefSeq lists its product as uncharacterized. NCBI's taxonomy places the organism in Eukaryota, Metazoa, Arthropoda, Insecta, Orthoptera, Acrididae. The record is from RefSeq and is a predicted model, not a curated record. The transcript is spliced from 3 exons. The coding region runs from base 67 to 1284 and encodes 405 amino acids.
CCACCAGAGGCCCCGCCAGCCGGCCGUCUCCGCUGCUCACCGGCCUGUGAGGAAAGGUCCCGUACGAUGACGGAAACGACGCUGGACACGACACCCGAGUGGCUGGACCGCGACUUCGUGGCCACCUGCCUGAGCAAGGACGACGGAGCCGCGGGGCUGCGCGUGAAGUCGUUCGCGGCGACGCCGCUCAACACGGCGGCGCAGGUGGCGGGCAGCCGCGUGCUGCGCCUCGCGGCGGAGCUGGAGGCACCGGAUGGGAGCCCGGCGCAGCCGCGCCGGCUGGUGCUGAAGACGCCGGCCGUGGGCAUGAGCGCGCAGCUGCAGCAGACCUUCCGCAGGGAGGUGUUCGUCUACUCGCGCGCGCUGCCGGACGCGGAGGCGGCGCUGCGCGCGGCGGAGGGCGCGUCGUUCCACCCGGUGGCGGCGCGCUGCCUGCUGUCGGGCGAGGCGCUCGUGCUGGAGGACCUGUCGGCGGCCGGCUUCCGGCUGGCGGCUCGCGGCGCCUCGCUGGACCUGCCGCACUGCGCGCUUGUGGCCCGCGCUGUGGCGCGCCUGCACGCCGCCUCCGCGCCGCUCGUCGACCGCCAGCCCUACGUCGGCGAGCUCUUCCGCGACUCCGCCUUCUUCAACGAGGCGUCGCGCCCCGACAUGCAGCACUUCACCGAGAAGAACAUGCUCGCCGUGGCCGAGGCGCUCGACGCCGUGCCCGGUUUCGCAGGGUACGCGCAAAAGUACCGCCAGCUGGCCGUCAAGAUCUUCGACCGGCUGCUGGCUCUGCACCGGGACCAGGAGGGCCGCAUGCGCGUGCUGCUGCACGGCGACCUCUGGCGGAACAACCUCAUGUUCCGCUACUCCGACGGCCGGCCCGUCGACGUCAGACUGGUCGACUUCCAGAUGGCGUACGUUGGCUCUCCAGCUCAAGAUCUGCAGUUCUUCCUGUACGGGAACGCGAGCGAGGAGGUGCACCGCAGCAGCAUGGAGUACCUGCUGUCGGAGUACCACUGCGUGCUGCAGUCGACGCUGAGCGCGAUGGGCGAGCACGAGCGGGCGGCGUCCUACCCGCUGGAGCAGCUGCGCCGCGACAUGGACGACCACUCGCUGCUCGGCCUCUACUGCGCCUGCAACGCCAUGGGCUUCACGCUGGCGCCCAGCGGCUCCGCCAACGCCAUCGCCACCAACGCCUCCAACAGCCCCGCCGUCCACCGCAGGGUCUUCACCAACCCCGCGCUUCUCUCCUACAUCAAACACGUCACGCCCAUCUUCGAGAGCAAGGGGCUCCUCUGACACGCAUCCUACCACGAUCCUCUCGCUUAUAGCUGAAACGAGGGCGAGAACUAACCACGAUGUCGCCAGUUUGUCACGGAUGUGCGAUGCUUGCUCUCGGCAGUAAGGCGUGUGCGUGCUGCAGGAGGCUAUGGCAGUGGUGGGUGACGAGUUAGUGAGUGCGCAUUUUGGUGAGAGCGUCUGGUCGCCACUUAAACCCGUACACUAGAAGAAGACAUCAAAAUUCAUCAUGUUCUUGUAGAUGUGAUCCCAUGAUCCAGUCUUCUGUCUACUCGACUCAUGCGUUGAUCUUCUCAUCUCUGUACGUCAACCUCCCUACUGAUCUUUGCCUGUCACUUUACUUUCAUCGGUUUGCUGUUCUUUCCAGAGCCAAGUUAGCCAUUCGUGGUUACCUUAGCACAUGUCCGACUAAUCUGUCUCUUCUUUUAGCAUGUGUUUCUUCUGAAUUCUUUGUCUGUUACUUCUAAACCUUUUUAUUUCGUAAAAUACCUGGUUUUGUCCGUUAAAAACGGUUUUAUGAAAGCCUGUAACUGAAAAUACAUAUUUUUUCUGCAACCAGCUAUAGUUUUCUUUUAUCCAUAUUUUACACGACGCUUUUCGGGAGAUGGCAUUUUGUCUGUGUACUACGCCAUUUUUACGUAAUGUUUUUGGUGUGUGAGGUUCUCCUUUGUUUUGCUGCAAUCUAUGAAAAGCGUGCAGUUUUUAGUUGGUUAUCGGUUUUCAUAUGUAGUUAGUGGCGAAAUUUGGAAGAGCUUCUACUUACACUUUUCUAAAAACGUAAUUGUAACUAUUUAUGUAAGUUAUUUUCGAUUAAUAAUGUGCACAGAAAAUUGUUGGUGAUGUUUAAAGACAUGUGCGAGACUGUGCACAAAUGGACCAUAAGAAAACUGAAAGCACUAGUUCUUCCAAAUUUCGCCAGUAGCUGCAUAUUAAAAUCGAUAACCAACUAAAAACUACGUAUUUUUUAUAUAUUUUACAUUAAAGUCAACUAAACAAAGAAGAAAUGCUCACACAUCAAAAACAUUACGUAAAAAUGGCAGAGAAUAUAAAGAAAACUCAUUUUUAUAAACAAACCUAUCAUAGAAUACCGAUCGGUUUCACAAAAAAAUCCCUUUACAAAUGUAACACUGGGCUUUCAAAUCUGAUAUUCAGCUGCUCCUUCCGAGAUGUUUAACAUGGACUUCACUGAUUGAGCGGUCUUUUUAGAACUUUGAGUGUGUUUGAUUCCUUCCAGCACUUCUUCCUGCCACAUUUCAGUCUUCUCCUCUUUCCACGAAUCCAUGCUUCUUAUGUCUUCCACAAACUGUGUACCUAUUUCAAUAUUUGAUGCUGUUACAAUUUACUCUUCCAUUCCAUCUUCAUAUUAAACCUUUGCGACAUUGCGCUAUCCGUUCAUGAAAUCAUACUUUUCAAUCAAACUUUUUGCUGUGUCAUAAAAAAAGUUUAAAUUUUUCGGCCUCUAUUAUAACUAACCGAAACGUCGAACAUUGGGGAAGCUGCUGUGGUCACUGUCCCAGAAGACUGUCAUUGAAACUGUCAACAGCUGUGGAACAUUAUGGUCGUGUAAAUGUUAGAAUUAUUAUUUUACCUGUUAUCCAGCUCAAGAUUGCAUUGCACUACGGCACAAGCCUGUAGUAAUAAAUGACGAGAAACUGGUGUUAUAAGCAUAUCAACACUUCCAAAGUCACGUUAUUUGUGGGUAUACACAUGAAAGACUAUGUUAAAUGUGAAAUCUAAAUAUUUCAGUGACUGUUGUAUGAAUCCUCUACAUAACUAUCCGAAAGAGCGAUUUAGAUUUGUAAGUUCUAGGAUAAGAGCACGAUGUGUAGAUAUAAUUCAUAAUGCGAGUCACAGAAAUUGAGUAGAUAGAAGAAAUUCUCGGUUCACAUGAAUUAUUUUUGGAAUCUAAUACACGUUGCGAUGGACUGACUUAAAGGCAUACUUGAGGGUGAUGAAUAUAUCCACAAAGCAAGCACAAUGAGUUUUUGCAGGCUUUAUUGUUGUCUGUAACAUCUGUGUAUUGGCUUCGCAGUGGGGAACGCCGAUGACUUCUGUCUAGAUUCACUGGAGAUAUCUACAAAGACAGCUAAUUACUUCAAACCACACAUAAGGCCAGUAGUACUAAGGUAAUGUAUGGAGACAUUUUACAGGCAAAAUUUUUAAAUAAUUGUACUUUAGACGUCUAAAAUAUGAACAUGUAAAAUAUAUCGAGUUUUAAAGCAAAUAAGUAAUCAAAUGACAACUAAUUUGGGAAAAGAUAGAUGCGAAAUUACUUCAUUUUUCUGAUGUAUCACUGGCUGCCUGCAAGAGUAACAGCUUGUGGUACGUUGUUGUGGCCCAUCGAACAAGUGAAUAUGUGCCUAAAAAAAUUAGCAGUGCACUAUGCUUAUUUUGACCUAUUUGCAUGACUGUCUCUCUCCUAUAACAGAAGUCUGCUGUUAUAUGCUUACAAAAGUAUAAAGAAUUCCUUCAAAACA